Molecule: messenger RNA, 406 nt
Organism: Paramecium primaurelia
Lineage: Eukaryota; Ciliophora; Oligohymenophorea; Peniculida; Parameciidae
Source: the annotation of a GenBank genome assembly
UAAAGAUCCAUUGAUGAAACCUCCUGUGCAUGUUAUUCCAACAUUCCUUGAUCCUAGAGAUGCCUUAACUUCAGAAGAAGAAGAAGCUUUGCAUACUAUUAUGUUAAGAUUAGGGGAAGUUGUGAAAAAACAUAGAAUCUUACUUAAACCACACUUCCAAGAUAAAGUAUAUAUAUGAUUUAAAUAUUAUAGGAUAAAACUAAAUCUGGAAAGAUUACUUUUACUCGAUUUAGAUCUAUAAUGGAUUUUCAUAAAUUGCCAUUAACUGAUGAUUAAUUUAGAGUCAUUUGUAAAAGGUAACUAUUUAAAUAUUAUAAUUUCUUAUAGAUUUGCUUACUAGGGUAUUGAAUUCAAUUAUGUGGAAUUUGAUGAAAUUUUAAAGAAAUACGAGAAUUUUUAUCAAUGA